AUUUAUAGUUAGAAAAAUUGAUGGACAGGUCCACUAACUUCCUGCAUAAACUAAAUAAAAGCAGUGCUAGGGGGUUAAGGUACGCAUCUGUCUGCAAUAAUGGCUAAACGUCCUGCUGUAGAUCAGGAGCUUUCAGCAAUCCUGAAUGAGUUGUGGAAGCUGGAUGUGAACCGCGUGAAGCCGGGAAAAGACUACACCAUCAAUCUACAGGGCAAAGCUGAAUACGUGGCCCAGGGCAGUAACAAUGCUAGAGACAAAGCCAAUGCUUCUCUGUUUACGUACGUCAAUGAGAAUAAACUUAAAAGCAUUGCCACAUAUGCUAGCUUCAUAAAUCUCUUGGACAACUACGAGAUGUCUACAGGUGUGGCUGAGAAAGUGACUAGUGAGGAAAUGGAGGAGAAUAACAUCUUCCUCAAUGCCGUCCUACAGACUCAAGUCAUGAAGCGUGCACAUGGGUAUUUAGUCAGUAAAGGACAAGCCUCCCCUGAUGUAGCUCAGUUUAAAAGACAGCUCUUUGACAUCUGGUUCAAACUCUAUCACAGAGACAGAAGUGGAGGUGAAGACUCGUGUGGAUUUGAACACGUGUUUGUUGGUGAAACCAAGUACGGGAAAGAGAUCAUGGGUCUUCAUAACUGGGUUCAGUUUUACCUGCAGGAGAAGCUGAACUGUAUCGACUAUAAGGGCUACAAGGCCAGAGAUAAAGACAUGCCGGACGCAAACGAUCACGUCAUUAACCUGCAGUUCAGCUGGAAAGGCCUGGUGAAGCCAUCGGGUAGCUCCUUCAUCGGCGUCAGCCCUGAGUUUGAGGUGGCUCUUUUCACUAUUAUAUUCCUGAAGAGCAACGAGCGUGUUACCAAUGCCAUUGUCAAAGUGGAUGAGUACUUGCUGGAGAUUGUGGUUUAUCGACAUGGACGUGCCAUUGGAACAUCCUACCCCAAACUACUCAGCAGCAACAACAGGGAUCUCUAGUUUCUCUGUGAACCAGGCUGUAAGAAUCUUAGAUUCUUCCUUAUUGCCUUAAAGUAGGUCAUAUGUUCACAAAACCUUACAUUUCAAAAGAAAUCAUUUACAUGAUAAACUGAAGUUGAUUAGUGUUAUUGUGCUGUUUUUAGUUUCUAUACCUAAGUGCAUUUACAGAUUGCCUCUGAAGAACCAAAACUGUUCAUGUAUAUAAAACAUGUUAUAGAUAUACACUCUAUAGUAUAUUAUAUACUGCUUUGAAUGUAAAUUCCAGGAUGACUGACAAAAAACUUACAAUGUUUAAAACAUUAAAUCAAGCUCAAAAUUAGCAUGCAUACUUUAAUAAUGUUGACAAAAUCCCAGUGUUUGCACAGUUUGGCUAAUUAUGGUUACAAUCAGGCUUAUGUUUUUUGUAGUGUUUUGCUUUUUUAAGAAUGGAAGUCAUAAAUAAUUUUAAUGGUACUGUUUAGUACUACUUAAUAACAUGACUAUCUUCAGGUCCCGAAAUCUUCAUUGCUGUUGGAUCAGUAUGUAACUUAUCAGGAUGACAAGUAUGUCAGUUUUCAGAAUGCCCAGCCAUAUUUUGAAUGGAAAUAAACUGUUUUUUGUUCAUUAUAA
This is a messenger RNA of Hemibagrus wyckioides, 1578 nucleotides long. RefSeq names its product uridylate-specific endoribonuclease C-like. The transcript is spliced from 7 exons. The record is from RefSeq and is a predicted model, not a curated record. Bases 100 to 969 code for a protein of 289 amino acids. Gene Ontology annotation, molecular function: RNA endonuclease activity. Lineage: Eukaryota; Metazoa; Chordata; Actinopteri; Siluriformes; Bagridae.